Micropterus salmoides (largemouth bass) is the source of this 1668-nucleotide messenger RNA. RefSeq names its product protein-glutamine gamma-glutamyltransferase 2-like. NCBI's taxonomy places the organism in Eukaryota, Metazoa, Chordata, Actinopteri, Centrarchiformes, Centrarchidae. Gene Ontology annotation, molecular function: protein-glutamine gamma-glutamyltransferase activity. The record is from RefSeq and is a predicted model, not a curated record. Gene Ontology annotation, biological process: peptide cross-linking.
AUCAACAGUGAAGAUGAUGACGGUGGUGUGGUGGUGGGAAAGUGGGCCAAUUAUUCAGAUGGGGUUGAUCCAGGACGGUGGAUCAGCAGCACAGACAUUUUGAGCCAGUGGGCAGAAAGUGGCCCCGUCCGCUACGGCCAAUGUUGGGUCUUUGCUGCAGUUGCAUGCACAGUGUCCCGUGCCCUGGGCAUCCCAUGUCGAGUAGUUACCAACUUUGAAUCGGCUCACGAUACUGACGGCAGCCUGGUGAUAGAAUAUCUGUUUGAUGAAGAUGGUGAAACAACUGGAAAUGAUUCGAUAUGGAACUUCCAUGUUUGGGUGGACAGCUGGAUGACUCGUCCUGAUUUGGGCCCGGAGUUUGAUGGGUGGCAAACCAGUGACCCAACCCCACAGGAGACAAGUGAAGGUCUUUACUGUUGUGGACCAGCCUCUCUGAGGGCCAUCAAGGAAGGAGAGCUGACCACAAAGUACGAUGCUCCCUUUAUUUUUGCUGAGGUUAAUGCAGAUGUCGUGCAAAUGAUGUGCCUGCCAAAUGGAGAGUGUGUCGAGAUCAGAUCAACUAAGUCUGUUGGACAGUACAUCAGCACCAAAGCUGUGGGCUCAGACGACAGACACGACAUCACACACCAGUACAAAUAUCCAGAAGGAUCAGAGGAGGAGAGGCGGGUGUAUGAGAAGGCUCAACACCACAACAAGCUCCAGCAGCGAGGGGAAGAGCCGGGGCUCCAUCUCAAGAUCAAACUGGCUGAUAACAUGAUCGUUGGCUCGGACUUUGAGGUGUCAGCUGUCCUCACUAACAACUGCAUGGAGGCAAAGACCUGCUCCUUCCUGUUCUUCGCCACGGCUGUCAGCUACAAAGGACAGAGAGGGGAGCGCUGUGGAUUUGUUUUAGACAAAGUGAAGGUGCCUGCUGGAGAAGAAAGGCGUCUGUCCCUCAGACUGGAGUAUGAGCGUUAUGGAUCAGUGAUCACCUCUGACAGAAUGAUUCAGCUUACAGCCAUCUCCACCGACAAGCAGACCAUAGAUUUCCAUAAGGCUGAGAAGACAAUUGUGCUAGAUGAGCCAGUCAUAAAUAUCAAGCUGGUGAGAGAAGCCACAGUGAACCAGUCGAUGACGGCAGAGCUGACCUUGAUGAACUCUUUACCAGAGUCGCUGCUGGACUGCAGCUUCACCAUAGAGGGGAUUGGCCUUACUGAUGGCAAACCCAUAACAGCAAAGAUUGAAGCUGUGGGGCCAAAACAGGAAGCCAAGGCCAGCAUUGAGUUCAGUCCAACCAGAGCUGGCACCAGCGUGCUGCUGGUGAACUUUGAUAGCGACAAACUCAAGAACAUCAAAAGCUUCAUCAAUGUUGUUGUGAAGGAAUAAGCCAGAACACAAAGCCUAACAAUAGUACUUGUUUUUAAAAAAAAUAUUUUUUCUUGAGUAACUUUAUUACCAAAUAAAUAUUCACUAAUCACUAUAAACAAAUUCAUUUUACUUGAAUGAUUAGAAUGAUGCAUUUAUUUUGAUUUGAUUACAUUUAAUACAUUUUAACCCACUGCUGCCUAAGCUGGAUAAAGUAGUUGUUUCUUUAAGGGAGUAAUGCUUCCUAACCUCUGUUUAGGUUAUUGGUGAUGGAGGAAAAAAUCCAAUUUGCUUACCAAAAAAUAAAAUUUUGAUUGAAUAUGA